Molecule: messenger RNA, 1572 nt
Organism: Hansenula ciferrii
Lineage: Eukaryota; Fungi; Ascomycota; Saccharomycetes; Phaffomycetales; Wickerhamomycetaceae
Gene: HSE1
Product: ESCRT-0 subunit protein HSE1
Exons: 1
Coding region: 1-1572 (523 amino acids)
Biological process (GO): protein transport to vacuole involved in ubiquitin-dependent protein catabolic process via the multivesicular body sorting pathway
Cellular component (GO): ESCRT-0 complex
Molecular function (GO): phosphatidylinositol binding; ubiquitin binding
Source: RefSeq, a predicted model, not a curated record
AUGGUCAGAGAUUAUAGUGAACAGUUGAAGAACGCAGUGGAGAAGGCAACGGAUGCGACGUUGUUGGCGGACAAUUGGCAGUUUAUUCUUGAUGUUUGUGACUUGGUUGGUGAAGAACCGGAAGAAGGUUCAAAACAAGUUAUUCAAUUGGUUUCCACAAGGUUGGGUCAAAGAGAUGCUAAUGUUCAAUUGAGAUCACUAAGUUUACUCACUUCGAUUGCUGAGAAUUGUGGUUCAAGAGUUAAACAGGAAAUUGCCACUAGAGGAUUCACUUCAAUAUUGUUGAAUAAGUUAAGAGAACCCACAGUACAUAAGGAAAUUAAAAUCAAGAUUGUCCAAGUUAUCAAACAAUUAUCUGAUUCAUUUGCAAAUGAUCCUUCACUGAGACCUAUCCAAGAUGCUAAUAACGAGGUGGAAAAGUUUUAUUCACAAUAUUUCCCUCCUGAUAAACCUCAAAAGAGAAAUUUAGAUAAUGAUCGUAUUAAAGAAGAAGAAGAUUUGAAAGCUGCUAUUGCAUUAUCCCUAAGUGAAAAUAAUCAAGCUUCAAUUCCAACUCAACAAGAUAUUCAACAACAACAACAGCAACAACAGCAACAACAACAACAAGCUCCAGUUCAACAACCUCCACCAAUCUCAAAAGCACAACCUUCAUUCUCUAGGGUCCGUGCUCUAUAUGAUUCAUUUAGUCAAGAUCCUGCAGAUUUACAUUUCCGUAAAGGUGAUAUAAUUACAGUAUUAGAUCGUGUUUAUAAAGAUUGGGGGAAAGGUUCAUUACGUGGAGAAAUUGGUUUAUUUCCUUUUAAUUAUGUAACUCCAUUAUAUGAUCCAACUCCUGAAGAAUUAAAAUUAGAAGUUGAAAAAGAAACUUUAAUAUUAAAUCAAUCAAGAAAGGUUGAAAAAUUAUUAACUUUAUUAACCCAGAAUCAAGGUCAAGAUGACUUGUUAUCAUCAAAUGAAUUUCAAAAAUUAUAUCAAGAAACUAUUAUAAUUAAACCUGAAUUAGGUGGAUUAAUUGAAAAAUAUAGAAUUAGAAGAGAUGAAUUAUUAGAUUUACAUGGGAAAUUAAAAGAUGCAUCAAUUAAAUAUGAAAAUUUAACUGAUCCAUUAAAAAGACAAUAUUCUCAACCUCCUCCAACAAGUUUUAAUCAAUAUUCACAAGUUCCAUUACCUCAAUCACCACAAGUUCAACAAGUUCCACAAUCUAAUUCAUCAAAUUCCAUUCCACAAGUAACACAAUCACCACAAAUUCCACAAUCAACAGGUCAACCUUCAUAUCAAUCAGGAAAUCCAUUCCCACAAUAUCAAAAUCCUCAAACAACAGGAUAUCAAUCACAACAAAAACCACAAACAACAGGGUAUCAACAACAACAAUCACAACAACAACAACCACCACAAGUACCACUAUCAGCGCAACAAUCAGGAUAUCAAUCACAAGUACCACCACCACAACAACCACCACAAGGAUUAAAUUCUAAUGGAAUUCCACCAAUACCUCAAUCAAGUUCAUUAGCUCAAAGUUUACAACAACAAUCUCAACCAUACAAUUCAAGACCUCCAUAUCCUCAAUAUUGA